AUGAUGUUCAGACAACUAAAUACACCACCGUCAACCGGGAUGCAUACGAGAGAACACAGACGAUAUCACCCUCGUCCAUUCUUUCUCUGUAUUGCUGUGAUAUCUCUUCUUGCCCUUGGGAGCUGGGUUACGCAGAACUCAGACCAGACCCAGUCAAUAACUUAUAACAACAACAAUGCACCUCGGAAUCCGAUGGUAUAUCGAGACCUCGAGGUUGCUGGGUCAAACGGUUCACUAAGCACUCUUGAGCAACCUCAGCAGGAAAUAGAGCCGGUUGCCUUUAUCAUGCUGAUGCUGUGGCUGUCAAUGCUUUUCAGCACUAUCGGUAUUGCUGCCAGUGACUUUCUAUGUAUCAAUCUCAGCGCUAUUGCCAGCAUACUGGGUAUAAGCGAAAGUUUGGCAGGUGUGACAUUUCUGGCUUUCGGAAAUGGCAGUCCAGAUGUCUUCUCGACUUUCGCGGCAAUGGGCUCCAAUAGUGGUAGCUUGGCUGUUGGUGAAUUGGUUGGGGCUGCGUGUUUCAUUACUGCUGUUGUCGCUGGUUCAAUGGCACUGGCAAGGCCUUUCCGUGUCGCUCGUCGAAGCUUUGUUCGUGAUGUCAGCUUUUUCAUUGUUGCUGCGAGUUUAGCUUUGGUCGUUCUAGCCGAUGGAGAACUCCACGCCUGGGAGUGUGCAACCAUGGUUGGCCUUUAUGUCUUUUAUGUGCUCGUGGUCGUUUCCUGGCAUUGGUAUCUUACUCAUCAACGCCGAAAAUAUGAUCGAGAAAGUGCAGCAAGGGCUCAGUUUCACAUACCUCGAAGUCAAGAACUAGACUUACAAGAGCAGCCGUUUGAUGACGAUCCUGUUGCCGGAGAAGCGAGCGGCCUCUUGCAGGGACAAAGGUCGCCUGAUUUUGAAGCGCUUGAGAGGCAGGCUCUACCAACGUGGAAAGAUGACGAGGAUGAUGAGACGCGUAACAGAUACCUCGCUGAGAUCCAUGAGAAUAUGCGUGUCACUCGUCCAUCUCCGUUUGCUCGACGGGCGACUGCGAGCUCAAUUCGGCCGAGUUUGGUCGGUGCUUUGGAGUUUCAAUCAGUCCUUUCGUCUUUAAAAAAAGCGAAAAAUAUCCACGGUGACCAAAUUGACCUUGGGCAAUAUUUGGAUACUGAUUCUGCUGGUCACUCUCAUAAGGUCUCCUCAACAUCGACGCAACCCAGAGUAUCCUUCGAAAGACAGGCUCAAAAUUCGGUCAAAGAACCCCCGCUUUUACGUCUAGAUACUAGUUUCAGCAAAACAGAUGAGGAUGAUGGAGCCACCAUCCCUAUGGUCGGAGAGCCUUCUAACAGUACUGAUCUACAGCACCAAUCAACGACGUCUCCUACCUCGUUAGAUCCCCAAUCACCUUCGCUACGCCACCAAAAAGUAUCAGCCGAUCAUCUGGCAGUACCUGGUUAUCAGGCCGACUUUCAAUCUCCUGACUACCAAUUAUCUCCUCGGUCACAUCAACUUUCUUCUGAUGGUGUCUCCCUUCUCUCCAGUGGCAAUGUUGUCUCAAUCCCUAUCAACUUGGAGCGAGAAGACAGUGACGAUGAAACUAUACAAUUUCCACCUUUUGUUGAUUCUGCAAGUCCUAUAUCGCUUAGGCCCCCCAGUCUGAACCUACCAGCUCCUUUAUUACCGCCAACUCCAGAGUAUCAACAGGAAGAUGAAGAUCAAUUACAAUCAUCGAGGUGGUUUCUAUAUGAAUCCCUGGUUCCCGGAACUAUGUUUUUUACUCUCUUCCCAACGCUAUGUGAUUGGAGAUCGAAAUCGGUUUGGGGGAAAAUUCUGGGUGUAGUUGCUGCUCCCAGCGUAUUUUUUCUAACCAUCACAAUCCCUGUUAUCGACCCUAGUCGAACUGACACCGACAGCAAUGAAGCAAGCCCACCCAUCACUUCUUCUCCUCUUCCUGCAGUCGUGAAUAAUGAUACACGGCAACCUACUCCGAUAAUUCGGCUACCUGAUGAAUCUCCACCUUUACAGCCACACGAUCAUCAAGUGCUUAGCGAAGGUCUUCGUCGCAGCAUGGAAAACCUCUCCACAGUGGUGGACUCCCGAGAUGUAUUUUUCCCUUCGAAUAGACCACGAGUCGACUCUGAACUUGCAGCUGUUCCAUUAGAAGUUGCGGAGGGUUCCUCUUCCUCCACUACAAUGAGGUCCUGGAAUCGGGGGCUUACAAUCAUUCACGCUUUUACUUCGCCGUUGCUUAUUACACUGGCUAUCUGGGUAUUAUUGGACGAUGAACAUAAUCUACGAAACUUGAUAAUUCCCAUCCCAUGCAGCCUGGGUGUUUCCAUAGUUUGCGCCGUGCUACUCAACAUAUUCCUUCGAGGACACGAUGAUCUCUCACAAGCGCCCAGUCAACUACGCCCCGUCUUAUCUCUUAUCGGUUUUGUAGUCGGCAUCUGCUGGAUUGCUGUGAUUGCAGAUGAGGUAGUUAGUCUACUCAAGACCCUGGGCGUGAUCCUCAACAUUAGCGAUUCACUUCUGGGUCUUACCGUCUUUGCGGUGGGCAAUUCAUCGAGCGACCUCGUUGCAGACAUCACCGUGGCCAGAUUGGGAUACCCAAUUAUGGCGUUGAGUGCUUGCUUUGGCGGGCCCAUGCUGAACAUUUUGCUCGGCAUCGGUAUCGGUGGAUUGUACGUGACAUUGCAUGCGUCGGCUAAUCGCUCCAAAGAUCUACAAAAUGUCCCAUUCAAAAUUACGAUUUCAAAAACCCUCGUUAUCAGCGGCGUUACCUUGCUUGUUAUCCUAGUUGGCCUGUUAAUUCUUGUCCCCUUGAAUCAUUGGAAAAUGGACCGAAAGAUCGGAUGUGGACUCAUUGUUCUUUGGACAUUGAGUACUUUAGGGAAUGUCAUUGUCGAGCUUGUAACUUGA
This is a messenger RNA of Talaromyces atroroseus, 2892 nucleotides long. RefSeq lists its product as hypothetical. Bases 1 to 2892 code for a protein of 963 amino acids. Gene Ontology annotation, biological process: intracellular calcium ion homeostasis; transmembrane transport; monoatomic cation transport. Gene Ontology annotation, molecular function: monoatomic cation transmembrane transporter activity. The record is from RefSeq and is a predicted model, not a curated record. Gene Ontology annotation, cellular component: membrane. Lineage: Eukaryota; Fungi; Ascomycota; Eurotiomycetes; Eurotiales; Trichocomaceae. The transcript is spliced from 2 exons.